UAAGUGGGGGCUGGGAAUUCUGCCCCUCCUUUGCCAGGACCUAAUUCCUGAGCAGAGCAGGGUCACGGCAGGGAGCACGCUGGAGGUGGGGGUAGUGCAAGACGCUGCCGUUUAUCUCUAUCCCUCUCCCCACCACCGUGUUGGGGCGGCAGCCGCGCUCUGGGAGCUAAGAAGAGAGGAAAUGGAGCAGCCCCCCACGGCGGUGGGGGCUGCAAGGCCCAGGGGCUGCCUCCAUACACACAUUCCCUCCACACAUACACCCCCGUCCCCACUGCUCGGCCCCGGCGUCGUCACCGGAUCCCCAGGCAGGGGGAGCGGGCGCGAAAUACGAACCGAGGCACGGAGCUACACGUGGAGGCUCUAGGAGAGGAGCAAGUGAGGAUGUUCCACUCACCCCACUCCGGGCAGUUACCUUUUCCGUCCAUAGCAUGGACAAAAUCCCCGUGGUACGUUUUACUCUUUAAUUUCUCUUCCAAAUUGAAACUCCUGAUGCUGACAAUUUCCUCCACGUCCGAGAGGUCCUCGCUCUCCGCGUAUCGCCUUCUGCCGAUGGACCGCUGGAAAAUCAAACAAAACAAACCCGCGUUUGACAAAUUUUUGGGGAAGGAGGGAGGAAAAGGGGGAAGAAAGCGCCCGUAUCGUGCAGGACAGCUUGAUGAAAUAAGUUCUGGGGGAAAUCAUUAAAAUAGCAAGACACAAAUUGAACAAACCCUGUACCCAAACAAGCUACAAGACAGCUGCAGGCACAACCUUUUCCAUCCCGUGGCACGGAAGGAGGGAGGAAUAAGAGAGGAAUAACAGGUGUCUGGCUGCAGGAACGCCAAAACUUGGGCUGCUCCGCAGAACUCGGUGAUGGACGGCGGGCAGGAGCAGGGCGGAACUCGCCCCGAAAAUCACCAGCUACUGCACCGCUGGGCUUUGCAACCCCGUGAGAAGCCGUAAGCAGCGGCCAAGGCUCGUUAGCAACCGGCUCGGUUUGAUUAUUGCUAUUUCUGCACGUGAAAACAGCAUAAUUGCCCGGGGAAGGGAGGAGGGUGUGAAUCAUUUAACCUGGUGCACUACAUCCAGGUCUCAGUAUUUACAUAAUCCCAGUGUUUCCAUAGUCACACCGGAAGCCUGCGAUUUAAAAACAGCUCGCUUUAUGUAACGCCGCGAUGGAUGCGCAGCCCCCUCCUCCCCCCACAAGCCCUGGGCUCCGCGGGAGGGGGGCAGGAGAGAGUUAAAUGUAACGGGGGGAGGUGGGGUAGGCCCGCGGAGGUCGGUGCCGCUGCCCCGGCGAAGUUGCAGCGGAGCCGGGGCUGGAGGCGGCGGCGGCGGGAGAACAAGCGGCCACGCACAAAGGUGGCUAUGGUAGAAGUUCAGCUAGAUGCAGAACAUGACUACCCUCAAGGCCUCUUGAUUGCCUUCAGUGCCUGUACUACUGUCCUUGUUGCAGUUCACCUGUUUGCCCUGAUGAUAAGUACCUGCAUUCUUCCAAACAUAGAGGCUGUUAGCAAUGUGCAUAACCUCAACUCUGUAAAGGAAUCUCCUCACGAGCGUAUGCAUCGGCACAUUGAGCUUGCCUGGGCAUUUUCUACUGUCAUUGGGACUUUGCUCUUUCUUGCAGAGGUGGUGCUACUGUGUUGGGUGAAGUUUCUUCCUUUAAAGAAGAAAACUGAUAAUCUGCUCCAGAGCAACAGUUCUACCAUCACAUCAGGACAGGCAGCAGCUAUUGCAUCAACAUCCAUUAUGGUUCCCUUUGGACUGAUUUUCAUUGUGUUUGCAGUCCACUUCUACAGGUCUCUGGUGAGCCACAAAACAGACAGGCAAUUCCAGGAACUGAAUGAACUUGCUGAAUUUGCACGACUCCAGGACCAGCUGGAUCACAGAGGUGAUACUAUCUCCUCAGCUGUCACCCACUUUCCCUAAACAUGUAGAGAAAAUAAACCCAUUGUUCUGCUUCUGCCUUGUUAUGUUGCUUACCCUGUGGAUGAACUGGUCAAGCAGUUGAUUACUGUUUUAAAUAUUGUUCUGACUCUUCAGAGAGGGGGAAAAAGUGUUGCUCCUUUCCUAAGCUUGGCUAUCUGACUUCAGGAGUGGAUGGUGGGCUAUGCUGGCACUGCACUGCGUCCCUCCUCUCUGAGCACUGUCUAGAUUGCUCCUUGUUCAUGCUGAGUGGGGGCUGUCUAAAUGCAAGGAAAAUAACACUGUAAAAUUUGGGUAUCUGCUAGGGAUGGAUAAAGGAGCAUUUUUCCCCUCUCUAUCUGAGCACUGUCUAGAUUGUUCCUUGUUCAUGCUGAGUGGGGGCUGUCUAAAUGCAAGGAAAAUAACACUGUAAAAUUUGGGUAUCUGCUAGGGAUGGAUAAAGGAGCAUUUUUCCCCUCUCUAUUUAUUUGAUGUUGGCAUUUACUAGAAGAUGCUGUUUGUCUGAUCCAUAUUGCAUGGCAUGAUACAAAUUACUUGGGAUGCGCAGCAAUUAGCACUUGGUUUCAGUGCUAGUGCUGCUCUCUAGAAGGGCUGACAGAUGGUUCAAGCGCAGGCUUCCCACCACUUCCCCAGGAUGGUUUCCUGCCAAGUAAUUAUUACUGCACUCAUUUCUCCAGCGCCUUUUCCCGUGGCAGUUAAACAUUUUAUCACUCACUAAACACCCUUGACUAGUCUUACUGUGAUGUGGUGUGGCCACAUGAGUAGUAAUGAAACUCUGCUCUACUCUUCCUUGGAAGAAAAUGAAAGCAAUAACUUGUUUAGAGUUCUCACAAGCCAGCACAUAUCUAGAGAGGUAGAUUUGCCUGUUUUCCAUUUAGGGAUCUUUUCUUGAAAAGAAGGAACUAGAUGGAAAUUAUCACUGGAUAAUGGUUUCUGCUUGAAAAUCGGAAUCACUGCUGGUUUUCUCCAAGCCAAAGUAGUAAUUCUUUUAUACUUUUAUAUUGAAAAAUGUCUUUUUAAUAAAUCCUGAGAUGCCAGCAGCCAAAGGUGCUUUCUCUAUGCUGGAUUCCCAAGUAAUUCACUCUGCCUUGGUCUUCCUUGUUUAGAAAAAGUCUUCUCUUUGCUGAAGUGUUGUGUUUUAUAACUUGUUAUUUUUUGUUCCCAAAGGAUCUGGAAGACUACUUUUCUCUGUAUAUUUAUUUAUGGAAGUAGGUUAUUUGUAAUGAAUAUUGCUGCUUACUUUCCAACGCUUGUUUCUGACAGUGAGGCUACUGUGUUGGGUUAUUUCUACUUUAAGCAAAACUUCCUAUGUGGUCUUUCAGAUCAAGGGCUUGUCAGGAAUGGUUGUAGCAGUUGUCCUGGGCUGUUUCAGUAAAUUGCUGUGUCUAGAAGUGGAUUUUUUUGGAAUGUGGCUCUCUGGAGCAGCUUUGGGCUUUAAUGGGUACAAGCUGUUUUUUGGAACAUAAAGUGAGAGAGGUUUCAGGUCUAAUGGAGCAAAACUUAACCUUUGUAUUUUUCUGUCACUCUGUGGGAUAGAAACCUGGGAUUUUGAAAUGAGAGGUGUGAACAUGACAAUACAGAGGAGCUGUACCUGACUGAGCCUGGACUGAGCGUGGUCUCGCACCCAGCUUCCAUCUCAGGUUGCUCCAACAGGUGCUGAAGCCCUGGAGCAGGCUGCCAGAGACAGUUUGUGGAGUCUCCUGGAGAGAUUUCAAAGGUGCCUGGACAUUGUGAUCCUGAGCAGCUUGCUCUGGGUGUAACUCUGCUUUAGCAGGAGGGUUGGACUAGAUGAUAUCCAGAGGUGCCUUCUAACUCUUACCAGUCGUGCAUUUGGUGACAUAUCUACAAACUGCAGGAUGUGUCUGUAGUUAGAGUUAGGGUGGCAGAGUGUGUUUACUACUGACGCAGCCUCAGGAAGCCAAUGGGACUGACUUCUCAUGUCAGUACCGCUGCAGUGGAAAGUGUUGACAAGGUUACUUGUGGUGUUUGUCUUCUGAAAAAUAACUGUUAAAAAACAACAAAUAAACCUGCUGGGCUCUUGCUUUUAGCAUUUUUUUUCCUCAGCAGCAUUCUUGGUUCACAGGCAGAAAGCAGCUUUGCACUUGCUGUUUUCACAAGUCCUUCUAGCCUGCAGAGAGGCCAAACUGGAUUUUCUGUUGUUCUGCCAUUAUGUUAUGCUUCAAAUAUAUUCUGUUGCUGAUGUAAAUCUGCUGAUGGUGAGAAUUGUGACUCCAGUCCCACAGGUGUUUGGAAGGAGAGUGUUAAAGGCAUUUAUGAAGCAGCAUUCCAAAACACAAAACCUUGGUAGUAGGCACAAAAUGGUUUGUUGUUUUUUUUUUUUUUUUUUUCCCCAUCCUUUGCUGGAAUAAAUGUCCUGACUUGGUUAGAAAAAUGUAAAAACCCCUAGUAAAGGAUGAAAACCUGACUCAGUGUUCGUACAGGAGCAAAUGGUUGAAAGGGUGCUGUGGUGCUUCUGUCCAGAAAAGUUAAUUUGAAUGAAAGUCCAGAAAAUCUCUUUUCUAUGUUUGUUUUGUGAAGUGACUUGCUGUCCUGGAUCAGUAACUGAAUUUCUCUUUUGUGGAUCUUUCAAAGUGACAGAGGAGUGUGGGAGGCUUUUUUUGUUUUGUUUCAGAAAUACAGAAUUAGAAGCUAGUGGGACAAUCUGUUUUUAACUUCCUCAAGCUGGUAGGUUCUGAGCUAAUGGCACUGUUACUAUGGCUGCUUUCUGGCUAUCUUCUGCACUUUAAGCCAUGAUACUGAGUCUAUUUCCCUUAUUUUCCACCUGUGGAAAUGUUCAUGAAAGUUACACCCCGGGCACAGUCUCCUAACUGUGUGGUGGGGCAGUAACCAGACAAUCAAAACAUGAAGAGUGCACUUAAGAUGUUGGUUUUUUUUAUCCCUUAUUUAUACUAAUGGUAUUCUGUAUUUACCUCAAGCAUUUUAAACCUUGGAUACUGUAUAUUAUUUAGAUACAAACUACUUUAAUAAAAUAUACUCAAUUGUUGCUGA
Molecule: messenger RNA, 4914 nt
Organism: Pogoniulus pusillus (Red-fronted tinkerbird)
Lineage: Eukaryota; Metazoa; Chordata; Aves; Piciformes; Lybiidae
Product: calcium release-activated calcium channel protein 1
Exons: 2
Coding region: 1159-1908 (249 amino acids)
Biological process (GO): store-operated calcium entry
Cellular component (GO): membrane
Molecular function (GO): store-operated calcium channel activity
Source: RefSeq, a predicted model, not a curated record